ACAGAGAAUUGAUUACGUUAUUGUGUUAGAAAAUGAUACACAUACAUUCCGCAUAUUUUAUAAAGAAACCGUUGUUAUUUUUAACAAUAUUUUAAAUAAAAUUUUGUAAGUCAUAUAGUUUAUUGAUUGGCCUCGUGCCGUUAUCAUGCACGGUCGGUACCCGCCCAAAUUAAUGAUGAAAAUAUUUAAUGCCUGGUGAGGGCGAGUGAAGUGGAUAUUUGGUCUAGUUACUCGGGGUAUGGAGACCAAGCCGGAGACAUUGUGUCGCGUUUGUGGCGACAAAGCUUCUGGGAAACACUACGGCGUCGCGUCAUGUGAUGGUUGCAGGGGGUUCUUCAAAAGGAGUAUUAGACGUAAUUUGGACUACGUGUGUAAAGAAAAUGGACGGUGUGUGGUGGAUGUGACAAGGCGUAACCAAUGCCAGGCGUGUCGAUUUUCCAAGUGCCUGCGCGUCAAUAUGAAGAAAGAUGCGGUACAACACGAGCGCGCUCCUCGUCCGUCGGUAGCCGCCCAACACCACAUGGCGCUACAGAAGCUCGGGUACAACUUCACGCGACAGCAACCUUUCAUUCCAAGUCCGACCCCUCUGACUCUGUCCACUUUUCCGCCUCUCCACACAUAUAAUGGCUUAGUGUCCGCCCUCCCCGACGCUACCGUACACAAUUCCUUUCUGGAUAGAUCUUCGUUUCAAGACUUCCCCCCAUCGAGGCUUCCGGAUACAAUGUCGGCAGAUGGCCCUCAAAUAAGCCCACUUCUUAGCACCCAUGUCAGUGCACUCAGUCCACUCAAUCCAUUUAAGAUUCCAUUGUUUUCAGCGUCACUUCAUUAUCCAGUUCCACACCCCGCUUAUAUCCCGUCUAAUAUUUUAUAUCCAUCAGUCGUAACAUCAUCUGCUUCGACAAAUACUUUGGAAAAACAACCAGAUUCACAACUCUCUGAAAAAAUUAAAGAAGAUGAAGUAUCUAGUUCUGAGGAAGCUUGCAAAUCUGAUUGCCAAGUAGAAACAAUUUUGAAAGAAGAUACGAGAAAAACUUCGCUACAUUCUCCUAUAAACUUUGAACCACCAGUGCACAUAGUAUCAAAAAUAUCAGAAAAGCGUACUCAAGGUGUAGACUACAAACCGUAUACAUUCGUCGAUUACCUGAAUGACCGUCACAAAGCAAUGCACGUUGUAGACAACAACAAGGCAAGUUUGGAUGGCAUCUCAGAGAUGACAACAAAAUUAAAAAAGUAUUGUUUUGAUACUUGGAAACUUGACGAAGAAGUCUACGCCCCGGCUGCGAAGAUCUUAGUGACUUCGAUAAAAUGGCUACAUGGGGUUGGCACAUUCGUUCAUAUGAAACCCUCCGAACAAAUAAGUUUAUUACGUAGUAAAUGGAAAGAACUGUUUAUUCUUACAGCAGCGGAAUAUUCAUUUUACUUCGAAGAAGAUUAUGAUGUCUCCACCAUUGCACUAAAGUGGCCUCAGAUCAAGGAGGAUCUCAAAAAGUUAACUUAUCUGUUGAAAAAAUUAUCUCAGUGCAGGCUAGAUAGAUCCGAAUACGACUGGUUGAAAUCCACCUUGUUGUUUCGCACAGACACAACGGAAAAUCCAUCUGCUCACAUGGAGAUGCUGCAAGAUCAGUUCUUGAUGUUACUACAGAAGCAUUGUGCAGCCAAAGAUUCCACGCGGUUCGGAAAAGUCAUGCUGUUGCUACCCAGCAUAUGUUGUACAGCGAACAAAGAAACACUAGAGCACUUACUAUUCCCUACCACUACCUCCUUAGAUGAUAUGUACUCCGUUCUAUCGCGAAUACUCAUGUACACUUCAAUGUGAGCCACAUCUGUCUGCAAAUAAGAAUUAUUGUAACUUAAGCACAUUAAUUUAUCGUCCAUCAUCGAGGUACGGACCAAAACUUCACACACAAUAAUGUAAUUAAGAAACACACGUGUGAAUUUAUAACCUUCUUGUUGCCUGCUUCAUGGUAGGCUUGUCAGGAAAGAGAGACUAUCUACUCCUUUUUAAAAGGCCGGCAACUGGUAACGUGUCUGCACCUCCUCUGGUGUUGUGGGUUGAUAACUUACCAUCAGGUCAACAGGCGAUGCAUACUAUAAAAAGGGAUGAAUAUGUAAAUAGCUAUAUCGUAAUCCUAAGAGUAAAUAACGUUUAUAAGAUUAAAUGUAGGUAGGUAAGUUAGUACCAAGUUAUACCACAAAUUAUACGUCCAUUUAAGGUAGCAUUCUCAUGGUUCUAGUCAGUUAAUUUAUGUAAGUAAUUACUGAAUUGUAACUUUUACUGUCGAUUUUUAUACCCGAUCUUUUCAAUCUUUUCGAAAACUACGGAGAGAUCUUGAUUUUUGCCAGAAAAAUUAUAGAACUAAAUGUCAAAAGUUGAUCAAAUUGUAUAGAUUUCGAGAAAUAAAAAAAAAAUUAAAAACUGUAUUUGAACUCAGGAUACGAAAAUAAAGAAAUGGUAUUUUUGUUUUACGAUCGUAUCAGUUUUGAAAUGUUGUCAGUUGCGACUGGUUAUUGAAAUCGGCAAUUAGGUAUAAUGUAACCUAUGAACGUAAAUUGUAAAUACUUAAGUAAUUGAUGACAAAACCUUACAGUAUUGGUACUGUAGUCAAUAUAAAGUAGUUCAGUGCACACUAUGCCCAAACAAACUACCUACUUACGUAAUUAUACAGGCAAUACAGCACAACUAAAUUACUUAAGUAAACUAUACAUAACAUCACGCCUUUUAUCUCCGAAGGGGUAGGCAGAGGUGUACAUUACGCCACUGUACAAUGUAACACCCAAAAGUAAGUAAUCUAUCUGUUAUCCAAAUACACAUUGCUUUGCCUGCCUGUUGAAAGAAAUAAAAGUAAGCUAAAGUACAUUACACCAUUACACAGUCUACAUGUUGGAUAUGUUUUACGAGUUACUACAUGUCCUAUGUGACUGUAAUUUUGUAACACAGGCCCUGUUCGAGGAACAAUCAAAUACCUACUCACUAGCAAUAUUUUCAAAAUCAGCCGAAUAGUGCCGAUCUACAGCCAGCAAAACUGGUUGUAAAAUGUACCUAUCCAGAAAAGUUAGUGUUAUUGUAAUAAUGCCUAUCACAACGUAAUGUCGUGAUAGUCACCUAAGUUAGUUAUUAUGGUUUUAUCCUCUUUUGUCGUGAGUGUAUCAAAAUUACUUUUCUGAAACUUCUUUAUAAAAAACUAGCAGUCCGUCCCGGCUUCGCACGGGGUAGAAAA
This is a messenger RNA of Spodoptera litura, 3218 nucleotides long. The record is from RefSeq and is a predicted model, not a curated record. Lineage: Eukaryota; Metazoa; Arthropoda; Insecta; Lepidoptera; Noctuidae.